GGUCUGCGUCAGAGAGAGACUUUGAGACUUUACUAACUCCCAGCUUAACACAAGCAGCUAGAGAGAGAGAAAUAAGUCACACACACAUACACAGAUACACACACUUCCUAAACUUCUCACUCAUUCACUCCCCAUGAUAAGUGCAUGCGGCUCCACAAGGCACACUUUAACACACUGACACACUUAUACACAUGUGCCAGUGCAUAGAGUUGCUGAUGUCACCUGUCUGCAGAACUGUAAUGCCAGAGACAGCGUCCAGCAGCCAGUCACAGGUCAGCUAGGAGUUCUAUCCACACACAUAGAACUCUAUAUAUUCUAUAUACACUGUAUCAGGGAUAGAACGUUCUGUGUUCUGGGAGAAUCCUGAGUAACACACAGAGAAGUAGCCUGAUAAAGCAGAGAAUCCUGUGUCAUUUCCAGGCACUCAGCCUAAUUCCACACUCACACCCCUCCAGUCUCCUGACUCCUCAUCAGGUGAAAGAAGACCCAGUGCAAGUGGAAUCAGAUCCAGCACAGAAUUGCUCGGGAUCACCGAGUGGAUGCCACGCACCAGUGUUUCGGCCGCCGCUCCUUCCACUCUGCUCCCAGCCUGCCUCAGAGACACUGUGGAUUUCCAGCCCUUCUUCCCAUUCAUCAUGAAGGCAGCGGAGGAAGAGCACUAUAACUAUGCAUCUUCCAGUUUAAGUUCCAAUCUGUCACUGGGUGUGAUGAACUCUUCAUUAUCAAACCCAUGUCUUCAGUCACCAAAUCCAGUCAUUUCCAUUAUUCCAUCUACAAGUCAUUCAUCUGGAUAUGGAGGAAAUCUUGACAGUGAAGCCUCCGGAUACUACCUGUCUCCCAAUAUAAGACCCAAUGGAACUCCAACCUUAGAAAGUCCUAGAAUUGAGAUCACUUCAUGUUUGGGAAUGCAUACCAAUAACCAAUUUUUCCAUGAAGGAGAUAUUGAGGAGACCAUCCCAAAUACCAAGCGUACGCAUUCCACUGUUACCUUGAACUUGCCAAAUGUUGAUGCCUAUCGAGACCCUUCUUGUUUGAGUCCUGCCAGCAGUUUGUCUUCCAGAAGCUGUAAUUCAGAAGCUUCAUCUUUUGAAUCAAAUUAUUCUUAUCCAUAUACUUCCCCUCAGACAUCACCAUGGCAGUCACCAUGUGUUUCACCCAAAACCACUGAUCCGGAAGAAGGGUACCAGAGGAGUAUGGUAGCGUGCACUUUGUUGGGUUCCCCUAGGCAUUCUCCUUCAACAUCACCCAGAACAAGUAUACCAGAAGAAAAUUGGUUAACCCCAAACUCACGUCCUACUUCUCCAUGCAACAAAAGAAAAUACAGCCUAAAUGGUAGGCAGACCUCCUACUCACCACAUCAUUCACCAACUCCAUCUCCUCAUACUUCCCCAAGAGUUAGUGUAACGGAUGAAACAUGGCUGGGGAACACUCACCAGUAUACUAGUUCUGCUAUUGUUGCAGCAAUUAAUGCUCUCUCCACUGAACCGAUAGACAUGAACGAUGGCAUUCCAAUUAAAUCCAGAAAAACUGCAAUGGAUCAUUCACCAUCUAUGUCUCUUAAAACAGAGCCAACUUGUGAGGACCACAACGCUUUGUCACCAGGUGGAGACCUAUCACCUGAAGAAUAUUCUGGAUUUCAUCACAUCAGGAAAGGAAGUUUCUGUGAUCAGUAUUUGUCUGUACCACAGCCUCCUUAUCCAUGGGUCAAACCAAAGAACAUAUCUCCUACAUCAUAUAUGAGCCCCUCUAUGCCUGCUCUUGACUGGCACUUGCCGUCCCACUCAGGACCUUAUGAUCUGCGGAUUGAAGUGCAGCCCAAAUCACAUCACAGAGCUCAUUACGAGACGGAAGGAAGCCGAGGGGCAGUGAAGGCAUCUACUGGAGGACAUCCCAUAGUGCAGCUACACGGGUACUUAGAAAGCGAGCCUCUCACCGUCCAGCUGUUCAUUGGCACCGCAGACGAUCGCCUGCUGCGACCCCAUGCCUUCUACCAGGUCCACCGCAUCACCGGCAAGACGGUUUCCACCACAAGCCAUGAAACAAUCAUCUCCAACACCAAAGUCUUGGAAAUUCCACUCCUGCCUGAGAAUAAUAUGAAAGCCAUUAUUGAUUGUGCUGGUAUACUGAAGCUUCGCAAUUCUGACAUUGAACUGCGGAAAGGAGAAACUGAUAUUGGAAGAAAGAACACAAGAGUGCGCCUUGUAUUCCGCGUACACAUUCCACAAGCCAAUGGAAGGACUGUCACCCUGCAAGCGGCGUCCAAUCCUAUUGAGUGUUCUCAGAGAUCUGCUCAAGAAUUACCUUUGGUUGAGAAGCAAAGUAUUGACAACUUCCCAGUGAUUGGUGGGAAAAAAAUGAUUUUGACGGGACAUAACUUCCAUCAAGAUUCAAAAGUUAUUUUUGUAGAGAAAGCACCAGAUGGUCACCAUGUAUGGGAAAUGGAAGCAAAAACCGAUAAAGAAAUGUUUAAACCUAAUUCGAUAGUUGUGGAGAUCCCACCUUUUCGCAACCAGAGAAUAACCAACCCAGUUCAAGUCAAUUUUUAUGUCUGCAAUGGCAAGAGGAAAAGAAGCCAGUACCAGCUUUUCACCUAUCUGCCAGCCAAUGUUCCAAUUAUAAAAACAGAGCCCGCUGAUGAGUAUGAGUCAGCCCAAACCUGUGGCCCUAUGAACCAAGGAUUAACUCAACUCUCAAAGCCAUACUACAGCCAACAGAUCAUGAUGCCCCCUGAUCCUGGUUCGUGCCUUGUGCCUGGUUUCACAUCCUGUCAGCAAAGAAACACUGUGAUGUCAUCGUCUCCAAAUUCAAGCCCCAAGCUCCAUGACCUUCCCAGUUCUGCCUACAACAAAUGCAUCUCGAAUUCUGGUCACACUCAGCUAGGAAUUCAGCAGUCUACCGGAGGUGUCCCCACCAUACAGGAAGUGCCACGGUCUAGAGUAGUACACCCAAGUUCACCUGACCAGUCAUCACACAUCAUGCUGCAGCCGCAGGUGAGUCUACAUCAGAGCAGUAGCUGUCCCCUUGGUUAUCAACAAACAGUCUAUCCCAACAGUCCCUCCUCUCCAGUUCCAUCUAUUACCCAAGAGCCAUCCUAUUUGCAGCCGUGCAGUCCAAACCACUCGGCAGUAAUGGGUCAACAGCAGCAGCAACAGCAGAAGGUUCAGAGAAAUGAAUCUCCAACCAGUCAACCACUGUCACUGCCAGAGUUGCAUGAGGACAGUAAUCAUAAUUUGGCCCCUAUUCCUGUAACGAUCAAGCGUGAACCUGAAGAGCUGGAUCAAUUGUACUUGGAUGAUGUAAAUGAAAUAAUCCGAAAUGACCUCUCAAGCACCAAUGUACAUACAGAGCUUUGACAAUCUUGGACUUCAUUUGUCAGAAUGUUAAACAUCUGCAACGGAAUGAAGACUGAAUAAAGCAUUUGUUCAAUAUUACCAGGUACAACAUUCUGCCUUUAUAAACUCAAGUCCAGCACUCCGAUAAAGAAGUGUUUGAUCUUCAAGAGCUUAUCUUUAAGCUGAAAUAUCAUCUCAAGAAAAGCAAGAAGAAAUGUACAGUGUAUUUUAUGGAAUAUAACUGAAAUACUUGACAAAAGCAGAUAACCUGGAACCAUGACCUAUUCUUUUGGCACCAUCGGAUGCCGGAAGUGCCUUAAAUGUUCAUAUUUGCGGCAUUAAGAUGUUUUAAAAAAAGCUUUCUGUUUGCUACCAAAAAAAGUAUUUUAGGUGCAAAUCAAAACACAGACUAUGAAGCAACUCCACUCGCAGCUUGUGAUAUUCAUUGGAAGCAAUGUUGUUGUUUUAUGAAGAUUUAAAAAAAAGGCAAAGAUGAGAUAUCCUUGCAAAGCUUGUCGAGCUCUUUGAAUGCUGCAAGUAUAAAGUGUAUUGCCUUAAUCUCUGCGCCUCAAAAAAAAAGAAAAAAAAAGAAUGCACCAGUUGUGUCUCUUUAUACUGUACGUGAAAUGUGUUAAGGAAUCCUUUCCGUCCUAGGAAUAAAAUGUUAAGAUUUGAAUUAUGAGUUGAACACACAGAAGGGGAAAAGCACAAAAAGACUGUGAAAAUUAAGCGUAAUAUUUUGUUUACAGACUCUGUCGUAGUCUAUUACACGGAUUUAUACACAGGCCUACAAAUGCAUGUUACAUUAGGAUGACUUAUAGCAAUAUGAAGCUUAAUCAACAUCGGUUCCUGCACAUUGCAUUUUUCACGAUGAUGCCGGUUUUGAAUGCACAUUAAUGCACAAUGAGAAUUAUAUGCAAGUUUACUGUGUGCCCCACCAUCAUUUUCAUGAACUGUACCUAUAACAAGGUCAGUGUACGCAGAAGCAAGGCUUUGUAAUAACGACAAAGGGUAAUGAGCUGGGAAUUUUCUAUUUUCCAGAAUGUAACCUAAAUUUAUAAAGAAGACAUUUCUAAGAAAUUAGUGUUACAUUUGCAUUUUCUUAAUCAACUUCACCCAUUGCAACAAAGAUGUUUGCUGCUCAGACAGGAAAAUCCCAAAUGGAUCUACUUGCUUAGAACAUCAAAGCAAGCAUGUAGAGCAUUUAAAUAGACGUUGCAUUAACAAGCACCACAAUUAGUAAAUAUAAGUGAAUAAAAAAGUAAAAAAAAAAAAAAAAAAAAAAGUUAAUAAAUAACUGUACAUAGAUGACUAUAAGAUUGUAAAUAUUUGUUUGGUUCCAAGAUUGCUAUUCCACAAGAAGCCUUAUAUCUUUACGCUUCACUUAGGGAAAUAUUACCAAAAAAAAAAAGAAAAACUACAAAAAAAAAACACAAACAAAAAAGAAAAGCAUACAAAAAAAUGCAAUGGCUGACAAUGAAGUGCUAUGUAAUAUUUGUCCAUCUUAGUUAAUAAAAUUUGGAGUGAAGUUCAAAUGUACAAUAUGACCCUGCUCACUUACUUAAUGUAAGUAGCAGCUUAAUAUAUCACUAGUGAUGUUUUUUUUUUAACUUCAUUUGACAACCAAACUAGCAUGGUCUAAUUGGAAAUUAAAUGUUAACUAAUGUUGUGCCUUAGUACUUAAUGCCCUCUUCUGGAAAAAUGCCUGAAUUACAGACCGAUUGUCUCAGAUUAAUAGAAUUCUGUGUAUAAUGUCUUACUUUUUUGAAAAAAAAGCCAUAUUUAAUAUUUGCACAGUACUGUGAUAGAAAGAAUAGACUGUAUGGCUUUCUGUACAAACCAGGCUAGUAGUUAUUGUUAUAACUAUAUUUUUAUUUCUCAUGUGUAAUCAAAGAUGUUUACUCAUUAUAGCACUAUAGAAUUUGCAUGAUGUAUGUAUAAUAAACUACAGUAGAACAUUCAGUGCUCAGAGACAACAUUUGCUGGCUAUGCCUUUAUUUACAAUAUUCAAUAAAGCAAUAUUAAGGA
Pelobates fuscus (common spadefoot toad) is the source of this 5360-nucleotide messenger RNA. RefSeq names its product nuclear factor of activated T cells 1 (gene NFATC1). The record is from RefSeq and is a predicted model, not a curated record. NCBI's taxonomy places the organism in Eukaryota, Metazoa, Chordata, Amphibia, Anura, Pelobatidae. The coding region runs from base 540 to 3353 and encodes 937 amino acids. Gene Ontology annotation, cellular component: transcription regulator complex. Gene Ontology annotation, biological process: calcineurin-NFAT signaling cascade; regulation of transcription by RNA polymerase II; cytokine production. The transcript has 10 exons. Gene Ontology annotation, molecular function: DNA-binding transcription factor activity, RNA polymerase II-specific; transcription factor binding; RNA polymerase II cis-regulatory region sequence-specific DNA binding.